AUGCUCUUCAUGUCUGAGAGAGGGUCCCAGGUCCCUGGGGAUUCCUGUGCACCAGAGGAAGAACCAUGUGGUCGGCUUAGCAACACACAGGCUCCUUCUGUCUUUGGUGGCACGCAAAGCAGCCUAGAGGGCGAGUCAAAUCCUAUUGACGAGUCAACAGUGUGUGUUAAUACUCUCUGGGAAGCCAAAGACAUCUGUCCUAUCCCUACAAUUUGCUUGCGUGGGGUGAGACCGCUAGGGAAAGAAAUAGCUAUAAUAACAAAUCUAUUAUAUAUUGCUAAGGUAAAUGAUAAAGAGAUGGUCAUUAGAAAUCUAACCAAAGAGAACUUCAAACAAUGGACAAAGCCAAUUCUGAAAAAAGGUUACAGACAACGACUGGAACUGUCAGAUAUUUAUCAAAUUCCUUCUGCGGACUCUGCUGAUAAUCUUUCUGAAAAAUUAGAAAGAGAGUGGGACAGAGAGCUGGCAACUUCAAAGAAAAAGCCCAAGCUUAUUAAUGCUCUUCGACGAUGCUUUUUCUGGAAAUUUAUGUUCUAUGGAAUAUUAUUAUAUUUAGGGGAAGUCACCAAAUCUGUGCAGCCCCUUCUGCUGGGAAGAAUAAUAGCUUCCUAUGAUCCGGACAACUCCUCUGAAAGAUCCAUAGCCUACUACCUGGGCAUUGGCUUGUGCCUUCUCUUCCUUGUGAGAACACUGCUCAUACACCCUUCUAUAUUUGGUCUUCAUCAUAUAGGGAUGCAAAUAAGAAUAGCAUUGUUUAGCUUGAUUUAUAAGAAGACCUUAAAACUGUCAAGCAAAGUCCUAGAUAAAAUAAGCACUGGACAACUGGUCAGUCUUCUUUCCAACAAUCUGAACAAAUUUGACGAGGGUCUUGCUCUGGCUCAUUUUGUAUGGAUUGCACCUUUACAAGUGGCACUGCAUGGACUGCUCUGGGAUAUGUUACAAGCUUCUGCAUUUUCUGGACUUGCUUUUCUAAUAGUCAUGGUCUUUUUCCAAGCCUGGCUGGGACAAAGGAUGAUGAAAUACAGAGAUAAGAGAGCAGGAAAGAUCAACGAGAGACUUGUCAUCACCUCAGAAAUAAUUGAAAAUAUACAGUCAGUUAAAGCCUAUUGUUGGGAAGAUGCAAUGGAAAAAAUGAUUGAAAGCCUCCGUGAAACUGAACUGAAGCUAACCCGAAAAGCUGCUUAUGUGAGAUAUUUCAACAGCUCAGCCUUCUUCUUUUCAGGCUUUUUUGUGGUGUUUUUAGCUGUGGUUCCAUAUGCUGUGACUAAAGGAAUUAUUCUCCGAAAAAUAUUUACCACCAUUUCAUUUUGCAUUGUUCUUCGAAUGACAGUGACCAGGCAGUUUCCUGGGUCUGUACAGACCUGGUACGAUUCUAUUGGAGCAAUAAACAAAAUACAGGAUUUCUUGCUAAAAGAAGAAUAUAAAGCCCUGGAGUAUAAUCUAACAACAACUGGGGUUGAAGUGGACAAAGUAACAGCUUUUUGGGAUGAGGGAAUUGGAGAGCUCUUUGUAAAAGCAAAACAGGAAAACAACAACAGCAAAGGUCCUGGCAAUGACAACAAUCUCUUCUUCAGCAAUUUUCCCCUUCAUGCAUCUCCUGUUCUUCACGAUAUAAAUUUCAAGAUUGAGAAGGGAGAACUAUUAGCUGUUUCUGGAUCUACUGGAGCAGGCAAGACUUCUCUUCUGAUGUUGAUAAUGGGAGAAUUGGAGCCUUCUCAGGGUAAAAUUAAACACAGUGGAAGGAUAUCCUUUUCACCUCAAGUCUCCUGGAUCAUGCCUGGAACAAUAAAAGAAAACAUAAUUUUUGGUGUAUCCUAUGAUGAAUACCGAUACAAGAGUGUCAUCAAAGCCUGCCAACUGGAAGAGGAUAUUUCGAAGUUCCCAGAUAAAGAUUAUACAGUGCUGGGGGAAGGUGGAAUCACUCUGAGUGGAGGCCAGCGAGCACGAAUCUCACUAGCAAGAGCAGUGUACAAAGAUGCUGAUUUGUAUCUCAUGGAUUCUCCUUUUGGAUAUUUAGACAUUUUUACAGAAAAAGAAAUAUUUGAAAGCUGUGUGUGCAAAUUGAUGGCAAAUAAAACUAGGAUCUUGGUUACUUCAAAACUGGAACAUUUGAAGACUGCUGACAAAAUAUUGAUCUUACAUGAGGGAAGCUGCUAUUUCUAUGGAACGUUUUCUGAACUUCAGGGUCAACGGCCAGACUUCAGCUCAGAGCUGAUGGGAUUUGAUUCUUUUGAUCAAUUCAGUGCAGAGAGAAGAAAUUCAAUUAUAACUGAGACUCUCCGACGAUUUUCCAUUGAAGGAGAAGGCAUGGGACCACGAAAUGAAGUAAAAAAGCAAUCUUUUAAACAAACAUCAGAUUUUAAUGACAAAAGGAAGAGCUCCAUAAUUAUUAACCCACUUAAUGCAGGCAGGAAGUUCUCGAUAAUGCAGAAGAAUGGGACACAGGUCAACGGGAUGGAAGAUGGCCACAAUGACCCACUAGAAAGGAGGAUCUCACUGGUACCUGACUUGGAACAGGGAGACCUGGGUCUGCCUCGGACUAACAUGUUAAACACUGACCAUAUGCUGCCAGCUCGGAGGAGGCAAUCUGUGUUAAACCUGAUGACAGGAACCUCUGUGAACCAGGGGCCACACUUUUCCAAAAAGGGGAGUACAUCAUUUCGGAAAAUGUCCAUGGUGCCUCAGACAAACCUGUCUUCUGAGAUAGACAUGUACACCAGGCGCUUGUCUCGAGACAGCAUCUUGGACAUAACUGAUGAAAUUAAUGAAGAGGAUUUGAAGGAAUGCUUUAGUGAUGAUGCUGAAGGUAUGGGUACUGUUACCACAUGGAAUACUUAUUUCAGAUACAUUACCACCCACAAAAGCUUGAUUUUUGUACUAAUUUUGUGUGUGGCUAUCUUCUUACUUGAGGUGGUUGCUUCUCUUGUUAUGUUAUUGUAUUUUCGAACCACAGCUGAAAAAGUAAAUACAACACAACCAGAAAACACUACCAGUGACAAUCCCCCUGUGAUCAUCACCAACACUAGCACCUACUACAUGAUUUACAUUUAUGCGGGAGUUGCAGACAGCUUUCUGGCCAUGGGAGUCAUCAGAGGCUUGCCUCUUGUGCAUACACUUAUAACAGUGUCUAAAACUCUUCAUCAGAAGAUGGUGCAUGCAGUUCUCCAUGCACCUAUGUCAGCAUUCAACUCUUUGAAAGCAGGUGGUAUACUUAACAGAUUCUCAAAAGAUACGGCGAUACUGGAUGAUUUACUUCCACUUACAGUAUUUGACCUCGUUCAGUUAAUACUGAUUGUGAUUGGCGCUAUAACAGUAGUCUCAAUAUUACAACCCUACAUCUUCCUGGCAUCAGUGCCUGUGAUAGCAACCUUUAUUGUGUUAAGGGCAUACUUCAUCCACACUUCUCAGCAGCUGAAACAACUGGAAUCUGAAGCUCGGAGUCCAAUAUUCACACAUCUUGUUACAAGCUUAAAAGGACUAUGGACGCUGAGAGCCUUUGGGCGGCAGCCGUAUUUUGAAACCUUAUUUCACAAAGCUCUGAACCUACACACAGCAAACUGGUUCCUCUACCUGUCAACGCUGCGUUGGUUCCAGAUGAGGAUAGAAAUGAUUUUUGUUGUCUUUUUCAGUGCUGUGGCAUUCAUCUCUAUCAUAACUACAGGUGAUGGACCAGGCAAAGUUGGCAUUAUUCUUACUUUAGCCAUGAACAUCAUGGGAACCUUGCAGUGGGCAGUAAACUCAAGCAUAGAUGUAGAUAGCUUGAUGCGGUCUGUCAGCCGAAUAUUUAAAUUUAUUGACAUGCCAACAGAAGAGAUGAAAAACAUUAAGCCACAGAAGAAUAAUCAGUUUUCAGAUGCCCUUAUAAUUGAAAACAGGCAUGCAAAGGAUGAGAAGAACUGGCCAUCCGGGGGCCAAAUGACAGUGAUGGACCUGACGGCCAGAUACAUUGAAGGAGGAGCUGCUGUCUUGGAAAACAUUUCCUUUUCAAUAAGUUCAGGGCAGACGGUGGGCCUUUUAGGAAGAACUGGUUCAGGAAAAAGCACUUUACUUUUUGCAUUUUUAAGACUGCUGAAUACAGAAGGGGAUAUCCAGAUUGAUGGCAUCUCCUGGAACACAGUCAGCUUGCAGCAAUGGAGAAAGGCCUUUGGAGUGAUUCCUCAGAAAGUGUUUAUAUUUUCCGGAACUUUUCGGAAGAAUUUGGAUCCUUAUGGGCAAUGGAAUGAUGAAGAAAUAUGGAAAGUUGCAGAGGAGGUUGGGCUGAAGUCUGUAAUUGAGCAAUUUCCAGGCCAGUUGGAUUUCGUUCUUGUGGAUGGUGGCUGUGUCCUCAGCCAUGGGCACAAACAGUUAAUGUGCCUUGCCCGGUCAGUCCUCAGUAAAGCUAAAAUCUUGCUGCUUGACGAACCGAGUGCUCACCUAGAUCCUGUAACUUCCCAAGUGAUUAGAAAAACUCUGAAGCACGCAUUCGCAGACUGCACUGUGAUACUCUCUGAGCACAGGCUGGAAGCGAUACUGGAGUGCCAGCGGUUUCUGGUAAUCGAGGACAACAAGAUGAAGCAAUAUGAAUCGAUUCAGAAGCUGCUGAAUGAAAAGAGCUCCUUCAGGCAAGCCAUCAGCCAUGCUGAUCGCCUUAAGCUGCUCCCGAUACAUCGCAGGAACUCCAGCAAGCACAAGCCUAGACCCAAAAUCACUGCCUUGCAGGAGGAGACAGAGGAAGAAGUGCAGGAGACGAGGCUGUGA
Molecule: messenger RNA, 4737 nt
Organism: Cygnus atratus (black swan)
Lineage: Eukaryota; Metazoa; Chordata; Aves; Anseriformes; Anatidae
Gene: CFTR
Product: CF transmembrane conductance regulator
Biological process (GO): chloride transmembrane transport; bicarbonate transport
Cellular component (GO): cytosol; plasma membrane; apical plasma membrane
Molecular function (GO): ABC-type transporter activity; ATP hydrolysis activity; chloride channel activity
Source: RefSeq, a predicted model, not a curated record